GAAAGCUGAGAGGGCUUGGGUCGACGUCCUCUCACUUUGUAAGGUGGACUAGCAGCGCUCUCGUCAUGUAUCGCAGUCCCUGUAAGUGGACCAGACUGGCUGUUGUCCUCAUUUGCUGCAUAACAGGCCGUGAUUGCGCUCUGGUCGUCUUGCCCACUGGACCGACGCUGAUCAACGCUUUUGUCGGCCAAAACGUGACACUCGGUGUGUCCAUCAGCGGAGUUAGUGCACCCCUUGUAUCAUGGGCCAACGGGGCGCUAACCUUAGCCACGUGGAUUUUGGGCUCUACCACUCCUCCUGUCGUGGCUUCUGCAUCCCAGGGGGUUUUAUCAGUAGACCAGAGCGGUUCUCUUGUGUUCUGGGACGUUCCACUCAGCUACAACGGAACUUACACCGUGAUGGUGACGAAGGUCGGGGCCCGUGGGGCCUCAGUGGACUUCACGCUUUUGGUGUACGAGAGCAUCAUGGACGUUUCUUUAAACACGGGUCUGCAGGAUGCUGUUGAGGGAGGACCACCAUUUACCCUGUCUUACAGCUCCAAGCAAGGACAGGCCACAGCAUCACAGUGGUACUUUAACAGCUUGGCAGUGGUGCAAGGCCCUCAGUACUCAAUAACAGAGAAGAGUCUGACCAUCCAGAAACCGAGCCGCAACGACACAGGCCAAUACGAGGUGGUCCUCACCAACCCUUUCAGCACAGCAACACAGCAGAGAAACAUCACAGUGCUGUAUGGGCCAGAUCAGCCGGUUCUGGAGGCCAGUCCAACAAAAGUGGCCUUUGUUUCCGGAGAGACUCUUUCGCUGUCCUGCCGAGCUGAAGGGGUACCUGCCCCCUCGGCCUCCUGGGUUUUUAAUGGACAUGCUCUUCCUACCUCCUCUACUGGAAUGCUCCAUCUGACUGAUGUGCAGCCAAGCCAAGGUGGGAUUUACACGUGUGUGUUAGUUAAUAAGAAGACCAACAACCGUCUUGAGAGGAACAUCACCAUAGACGUUCGAGGCUUGAGCGGAUCCGCUAUUGCAGGUUUAGCUGCUGGAAUUCCCUGCGGCUUCCUGCUGCUGAUCUUUCUCCUGGGCCUCAUCGCUCUGUGUUACUUCUGUCAUAAAAAGAAAGAUCGAAAUCCCAGGUAUCCUGUAUCUAGAGCAGGGGAAAAAGCUGUGAACAAACAGCCAGAUCUGACCACACCAAACAAACUACUGCUCCACGGGCUUAAACUGCCGCCCGACUACGAUCUCCACCAGCUCCAGACUUUGUCAGAGCGAGCUGGAACAUUGCCAUUAGGGACCGUCCCCGUGAGAAUGGCCACUACCGUAUAACAGUGAUGUGGAUGCUUAUGUGCCCAAGACCAGAUUCCAGAAAGGAGUAGAUCUACCUCACCCGCCUUGUUUGCCAGACACUGAAUGACGUCUAAUAGCCUGGCGUUAGAGUGAGAUUGAGAUUUAUGAACAAACAUGAUCUACAUUACCACACAGCCCAUCUGGACACAUGCUGGAUCAAACAUUUGAGAUGUUGGCGACUGUAAAGUCCUAAUGAUGGCACAACUCCCAGUAGCACAACUACAGCCGGUCAUUAAGCCAGUGAGGUUUAAACUUGCUUUGUUGUCCUGUUGAGGUCAGUGACAUGCAAUGUUUAAUUUAUUUUUUAGUAAAUUAAUAUAAGCUGAGAGUCAAAAAGCCUUUUAAUGUGCACUUUUAUCUGUUGAUGUAAUUUAUACGAGGCUCCUUUUACUGUGUAUUCUAAAUAAAUGACGUGCAUGGA
Molecule: messenger RNA, 1755 nt
Organism: Pygocentrus nattereri (red-bellied piranha)
Lineage: Eukaryota; Metazoa; Chordata; Actinopteri; Characiformes; Serrasalmidae
Gene: vsig10l
Product: V-set and immunoglobulin domain containing 10 like
Exons: 8
Coding region: 66-1313 (415 amino acids)
Source: RefSeq, a predicted model, not a curated record